Erythranthe guttata (spotted monkey flower) is the source of this 1530-nucleotide messenger RNA. RefSeq lists its product as uncharacterized. Gene Ontology annotation, cellular component: cytosol. The record is from RefSeq and is a predicted model, not a curated record. Gene Ontology annotation, molecular function: protein-folding chaperone binding. Lineage: Eukaryota; Viridiplantae; Streptophyta; Magnoliopsida; Lamiales; Phrymaceae.
CGAUUUGUGAAAAUUAUAGAAGCAAAGAUUAAUCCUCAUAAUCGUACUAAAAAUAAAUAAAUCUUCCUAUUUUUAAGUAUAAUAAAUAAAUAUUUAUAAUCGGAUCUAGGGAGUAAACAGGUUCGGGUAGAAAAUAGCGGUACCCAUAACCCGAGUGAAAACGGAUCCAACCGGAAUCUGGAAAGUUCCACGUCUUUCUAGCAUAUCCCACCGUGAUAAUUUCCAGAGCCAUCUUUUGCCACAUCAAAAUCUCCACCAUCAUCAUUCGAUCAGAUUAAACCCUGAAAAAACACAGCUCUUGCACCGUAAUUCCGUUUUAGAAUUUGUAUACAAAACAGCGAAGUAUAUCUUUCAUUUGUAAUUAAGAACACAGAUAUUUUCGAAGAGAUGGGUGCGGAUUAUUACAAGGUGUUGCAGGUUGACAGGAACGCAAACGACGACGAUUUGAAGAAAUCUUACAGGAAGCUUGCAAUGAAGUGGCACCCUGAUAAGAAUCCCAACAACAAGAAAGAUGCCGAGGCCAAAUUCAAACAGAUUUCCGAAGCUUAUGAGGUUCUGAGUGAUCCGCAGAAGAGGGCUGUAUAUGAUCAGUACGGCGAAGAAGGUUUGAAAGGUCAAAUGCCGCCGCCGCCGUCUGACGGCGGUGGUCCAGGCGGCGCGACGUUCUUCCAAACAGGGGACGGACCAAACGUGUUCAGAUUCAACCCCAGGAAUGCAGAUGAAAUAUUUUCGGAGUUCUUUGGGUUUUCAGGCCCGUUUGGAGGUAUGGGAGGCGGUGGUGGUGGUGGUGGUGGGAUGAGGAGUGGUGGUACAAGGUUUUCCGGUGGUUCCAUGUUUGGAGAUGAUAUGUUUAGCUCUUUUGGGGAAAGCAGGCCUAUGAAUUCGGGCCCACGAAAGGCGGCCCCGAUCGAGCAGAAACUGCCUUGCAGCUUAGAAGAGCUGUACAAGGGAGCUACAAAGAGGAUGAAAAUUUCUAGGGAGAUUUCUGAUGCCAGUGGGAAGACGUUGCCUGUGGAAGAAAUCCUGACCAUUGAUAUAAAACCGGGUUGGAAAAAGGGGACAAAGAUCACGUUCCCGGAAAAAGGAAACGAACAGCCGAACAUAAUUCCGUCAGAUUUAAUAUUCAUAAUAGACGAGAAGCCACACAGUGUGUACACAAGGGAUGGAAAUGAUCUUGUUUUUACGCAGAAAAUAUCGCUCGCUGAAGCAUUAACGGGGUACAUGGUCCACCUCACCACAUUGGAUGGGAGGAAUUUGACUAUACCUAUCAACAGUGUGAUCCACCCUAACUAUGAAGAGGUGGUGCCCAGAGAGGGAAUGCCCAUUCCUAAAGAACCUUCUAGAAGGGGCAAUCUGAGGAUUAAGUUCAACGUGAAGUUUCCGACUAGGUUAACCGCUGAGCAGAAAUCUGGGAUCAAGAAACUACUUUCCCCAUGAGUUUGGAAAUUGUGGUUUGUUCUAUGGAGUAGCUGUUGGGUAUUUGUCUUGUCUUGAUUUAGUUUGGUUGGCCUCUUUUCCUGGUGGGCAUAA